AGUAGCGGCGUGGUGAGCGACAGCGGUGCGUCAGUCCUACCUACCUACCUAGCUAGCUACCUUCCUACCUAGCUAUCUAGCUAUCUAGCUACUUACUCAGCUACGUAGUUACAUACAUAGCUACUUAGCUAGCCACAACACGAACAGCAGUCGACUGGGGAAGAUCACUGAAGGCGAAUCGCCUCCCGGGACCAUAUACGCCACCCUUCCAUCUGCGAUGCUGCGUGCGACGUUGCCAUGAGGAUGUGAUCAUCCGCAUCUGUCGAAAACAUCGUUGCUCGAAGGACGCGCUCCUACAUGUCGCCAACAGCUGUAUUUCGCCGCGACAUAUAGAACGCGAGCAAGCUCCGCAGAGCUUUCCGAGAGCCACGCACGUGUUGGCUGUCGCCGGCUAGCGGAGAUUCACUAUGACGCCGGUGUCGCGUCACCUCGUGCUCGCAGCGGUCACCGUACUCACGAUGUGCCAGCCCCGAAUAGCGGCGACACCAAGCACGAAUUUAGUCGCAGUUUUGAAGAAUGCUACUGCAGUAGAUCCACACGCCGUGCAAGUGGCAACUGGUUUUGAGCGGUUGGACCGAGUCAUGGAGAACUACGACAACCGACUUUACCCUACCUACGACGAGCACGAUGGCGCGCCCACCUUCGUAAAUUGCUCGUUACACAUCCUCAGUUUCAGCUCGAUAAGUGCAUCGUCGAUGGACUACACGAUUGAUAUCUAUUUGCGCCAGGAGUGGCGCGACGAGCGGCUCCGACACUACAACGAGCGAGGCGAGCUCUACAUUAACGACCAAACAUUCCGCGAUCGUCUCUGGAAGCCCGACCUGUUCUUCACGAACCUUAAGAAGGGACAUUUUCAGGACAUAACGGUCCCGAAUUUCUACCUGCGCAUAAAGCCCAAAACGGGAGACAUCAUUUAUAGCUCGAGGCUAUCGCUGACGCUAUCUUGCUCUAUGCAGUUAUACAGUUAUCCAAUGGACAUCCAGAAUUGUUCAAUGGACAUGGAAAGUUACACGUUCACGACAGAGCAACUUAAGUUCGCGUGGAAGAGCGAGAAGGCCAUACAGCUGAUAGACAACCUGGUGAUGCCACAGUUUAACCUGGACGACACCUAUUCUUACGACUGCACAUCAAAUCUGUCCACGGGAGAGUUUCCGUGUCUACGCGCCGUAUUCAUCUUGCGCAGGCAGUUCGGCUACCACCUGAUCCAGAGCUACCUACCCACAGUGCUCAUCGUCUUCAUGUCGUGGGUCUCCUUCUGGCUGGACGUGGACGCUAUUCCGGCCCGCGUUACCCUGGGAGUGACCACACUGCUGACGAUGACUACGCUAGCCGGGGGAGUCCGGGUUUCUCUGCCGCCAGUGUCUUACAUCAAAGCUAUAGACGUUUGGAUGGGCACAUGCACGAUAUUUGUUUUCGGCGCUCUGUUGGAGUUCACAAUGACCAAUUAUCUCUCCCGCAAGCGUCCCCCACAACGGGCCAUCAAGCCAGGCUUCUGCGGGCUCGGCGCCAAGAUGCGGCACCAAGAUAACGACAAGCUCACCACCACACAGAUGAUUUUCACGGACGGGAACGCGCUGCCCGUUCCUAAGACGUACAAGACGAUCGGCUCCCGGCUGGCCGGUGAAACAGUAAGUGACUGUGUGUGGAGAGAUAACUCGCAGCACAUACCCGACUCGAUGGGCUGGCAAAGCGAGAACAGCGACGGCUGCGAGACGGACUACGCCGCCAGCGCGCUGCCAGUGAUGACCACAGAGGAGCAAACUCAGAAGAUGAUGGACGAGAAGCACAAGAAGAAGGCAAAGGUCCUGGACGACCGCUGUCGAAUUAUCUUCCCGCUCUCCUUCUUCAUCUUCAACAUCAUCUACUGGCCGUCGUAUUUGGUAUUUCUCGUCGAAGAUUACACGAAGCCGCCGCAAGCGUCGUAACCGCGUUCACUACAACAGUACUGGACUCGUCUCUUCUCUUUACCUGCGUGGCUGAGUAUCGGGGAUAAAGAGAGGGAGCAGGAGACGGAGGGAGAGCGAGAGAACGAGAGACUCCCCAUCCAUUGCUGUUGCAUUCCAGCAGGAAAUCUGCAUCACAGCUCAUCAGCGUGGCGUCACUCAUGCCUCGUUCUUUAUACGAUUGUUAUACGAAAUCCACUCAGUGAAGACGACCGCAACGAGACGCCACCGUCAUCUAUUAUCCGUCACCGAUACAUAUAAAUUCGCUGGAUGCAGAUUCCACAUCGACAUGUAACGUUCGACCCUGAACGUGGCGACUUUUGUACUGGCACGAGCCGUGUGAGCGCUAUGUGGUUCUAUGAUGAUCCUCUUUCUGUAUAUUCGCCUGUGUUCUCACCGUGCGAGUAUACCUCCUCGAUACGUGAUACACAGCUUACAUGGCACCGUAUUGCGCCCAGCUUCGUUUACUCGAUUUUUUAACCAAUGAGAUUGAGACGUUUUUUAAACCGCCGACGAAAUUCUGAGUGACAAAUUAAACGCGUUGUAGGGCUACUGCGGCCCCCGGCUGCGGCCCCGUAGAGCAUGGACGCGUGAGAGGACUGCCAGGCCUAGCUUUCUGAACAGUGCUGCUGCUGACAUACAAGCUGACAGACUUAACCUGUGCUUGCAACAUCUGUAAACAGAAAUAGUUGGAAGUGUGCUCCGCGUUCCCACUAGGCCUACAUCUUGUUCAUCAUUUGGUAUGGCAGUGAGCGUGAGGAAAGGGCUUGUAUAAAUUCUGAUUCUGCAUUACAACGAUAUUACUACUAUUGUUAUUAUUACUAUUAUUAUUAUUAUGAUCGUUAUUAUUGUUUACAACGAAACGGAAUUUAAAGCGAACCAUGGUCGCAGUGCCGUAUUGCGAUCGGAUGCUCAUAAACACAGCGUGUGAUGUAAAAUAGCAGUAGAUAUAGGCCUACAUGUUCUCCUGGCUGCAAUAAACGUGAGUAGUGACAUGUGAGAGUACGACGUUGAGUGUACUCAUGCGUGCGUCGGUCAAGCCUUGCGCGUCUUAUGUCUCGCGAUGGCGUUCGCUGGAGGCUGAAGCUCAUGUAUAUACGGAUUACGCGUAGCUGGGUGCGCUGCUUCACUCGAUGCGUUACCGACGGGGAUCAGCUCGUCCGUGGAUGUCGUCCGUAUUUAGUACGGUGUGUAGUUAUAUAUUGCUCAUGCGUAGCGAGCAUUCACGCAAUCAUAUCAAACCCCGCUAGUGUUCACGUGACUGGUGGUGGCAUCACGUGCUGUGAUCAUGAUAUAUAUGAUCACAUAUGAUCACCAUAUGUCGUGAGAGCUGUGCUAUUACUCGGCAUAACGAGCUUACAAAAGUAUACAUUUACGUCGUAAUGUUAU
Priapulus caudatus is the source of this 3332-nucleotide messenger RNA. Its product is annotated as glycine receptor subunit alphaZ1-like. Gene Ontology annotation, molecular function: chloride channel activity; extracellular ligand-gated monoatomic ion channel activity; neurotransmitter receptor activity. The transcript has 13 exons. Gene Ontology annotation, cellular component: neuron projection; synapse; membrane. Bases 408 to 1925 code for a protein of 505 amino acids. Lineage: Eukaryota; Metazoa; Priapulida; Priapulimorpha; Priapulimorphida; Priapulidae. Gene Ontology annotation, biological process: chloride transmembrane transport; chemical synaptic transmission; nervous system process. The record is from RefSeq and is a predicted model, not a curated record.